CAAACGAGCCUAAAAGUGACUAUAAUAUAAACCAUCUAGAAAAGCAGUUUAAUACCAACAAGCAAAACCCAACACACCCACCCUUUUCCCAAACCCCAAUUUUAUUAAAAAUUUCACGUACUAUACUCCUAGUCAAUUUUCAUCCGCAUCCACAAUCUCAUUUUUUGACCAUCAAUCAUGGAGUUCUUCAACACCGCCAGGGCGGUCAAGCUGCGAAGCCACCUCGACAAGUACCUCGUCGCCGACGACAACAUGGAGUCCGUCCGCCAGAGCCGGAACGGCACCUCCCGAAAGGCCCGGUGGACGGUCGAGCUUGUUGAGAACAAACGCCACGCCAUCCGUCUCAAGAGCUGCCACGGCCUCUACCUCACCGCCACCGACCUCCCCUUCCUCCUCGGCAUGACCGGCAAGAAAGUCCUCCAGGCGGAGGCCGACAAGCUCGUCGGCUGGAAGUUCGAGUGGGAACCCAUACGCGACGGGUUCCAGGUCAAGCUGCGGACGUGGUGCGGCAAGUACUUGCGCGCCAACGGUGGGCCGCCGCCGUGGCGAAACUCCCUCACUCACGACGACCCCUCCACGUCAUCCACCCAGAACUGGAUUUUGUGGGACGUUCUGGAGGCGGAGGUUCCGGCGUCAGAGUCGUUGACUGACUUCUUGCUGUCGCAGCAGUCGAGUUUUUCGUCGUUUUCCGACGAGCCUAACGGGUCGCCCGUUUCGGUGUUUUCGACCAAGUCGCCUAGAAUUAUGUCUCCUAAGCCGUCGUUGAAAAACCUGGUUAUGACUCCGAAGCCGUCGUCGAAAAACCUGGCUAAGCAGAUGCAUACCAACAAGUUCCGAAUCGGAAUGGACUUCUUCCGCAACGCCAAGGCGGUGCGCCUCCGCAGCCACCUCGAGAAGUACCUCCUAGCCGAGGAGGACGAGGAAUCCGUAAUCCAGGAGCGAAAUGGAUCAUCCAAGAGAGCCCGGUGGACCGUCGAGUUCGUGCCCGACUCCGACAACAUCAUCCGACUCAAGAGCUGCUUCGGCAAGUACCUCACCGCCUCCAACCAGCCCUUCCUCCUUGGGAUGACUGGCCAGAAAGUGCUGCAGACUCUGCCGCAGCGGCUCGACUCCUCCGUCGAGUGGGAGCCCGUCAUGGAUUGCAAGCAGGUCCGGCUCAAGACCCGGUACGGAAAAUUCCUCCGAGCCAAUGGGGGACUGCCGCCGUGGCGGAACUCGGUGACUCACGACAUUCCUCACAGAACCGCAACGCAAGAUUGGGUUCUGUGGGAUAUCGAUGUUGUCGAGAUUCGUACCAACUCUCCGGCUGCUUGGCCCUCCGGACCGCCGCCGCUUCCCCAUUCUGAUUCUCUGGAUUUCGAUUCCAGCUCCCCAUCAGCCGCUUCCGUCAAAUCCAACCAUUUUUCAAGACAAGGGUCGAGUGAUUCUUAUGUGGAGUCGCCGCCGAAGGAGGGGAGGACUAUAUAUUACCAGAUAGCUGAAGAUAACGGCGAUGUGAAUGAUGAAGCAGCGCAGGGCUACUCUAUGACUUUUAAAGGAAUCGGGGUUGAUGAAUUGACUCGUAAGCUCGAGGAGGAAACCGGGAUUGAGGGGAUCAUCGUUUGUGCUCGAAGCCCUUUGAAUCACCAGCUCUAUCCACUUCGAUUGCAGCUUCCCCCGAACAAUGUGACCAUGCAGGUUGUCCUGGUGUUGCCGACUUCAAAAGCUGGGAAAGAUCUUGCAAAACAGGGUUUGUUAUAGGAGGCAUCGUCAUCAAACGGAAAUCAAAGUUUUGGUCCGGCUGCAAAUAUACACUCUCAUCAUCUUCUGCACAUAUUUUGAUUUAGGAGACUUCUAUGUAUGGUAUAUACCAAGGAUUUGAAUCACCGGAGGAUGCGAAGUCCUGCCUUCGGUUGGUGUCGCAACAGCUUAAGUACAUGAUAUGCAGAGAGUUGAAGGACUUGUGUUCUUGUCCUUUUUUUUUUCACUUGGGACUUAGUUAAAUCUGUAAAAAUUAUGCUUUUGUAUGAGCAUUUUUAGAUGAACUGGUGGCUUUGUUCCUCCUGAGAUAUUACAUUAUAUAUAUAUAUAUAAUUUUUUU
This is a messenger RNA of Pyrus x bretschneideri (Chinese white pear), 2080 nucleotides long. RefSeq lists its product as uncharacterized. The transcript is spliced from 4 exons. Lineage: Eukaryota; Viridiplantae; Streptophyta; Magnoliopsida; Rosales; Rosaceae. The record is from RefSeq and is a predicted model, not a curated record. The coding region runs from base 178 to 1740 and encodes 520 amino acids.